Molecule: messenger RNA, 852 nt
Organism: Parnassius apollo (apollo)
Lineage: Eukaryota; Metazoa; Arthropoda; Insecta; Lepidoptera; Papilionidae
Source: the annotation of a GenBank genome assembly
AUGCAUCGUCUUUUUGCUGUGCUGGAGCCAUCUUUAACCGUCACAGAGCAAAACCUGGCAGACCGAGUUCGGUAUAUCUUGCGCUCAAAUAUAUUUGAUGUCGCCGAACUCGAACGGCUACGACGUGAGGCUGUUCCCUCGUCGGAUGAGAAUGCUGCGGCUGAGGAUGCGGCGCCACAAAUGGUAGAGCAACCCGCAAACGUAGAUGCCGUCGUGAAUACCCCAGUUGUGGUUGAUUCAAACGAUGAUGGAACAGUCGCCCAGGAACUGGAAUUAGAGCAUAUGAGGAGUACAUUGGAAGAGGCGAUUGUGGAAACGCGCAGUACGCCUCUCGAAAAUCGACCGCGACUUCCCCGCAUAGCCCUAAGCAAGCGGAAUCGGGCUGUCGUGAGGGCUCUGAACCCAAUGCUGGUGACCUAUUUGGAAGCCAGCCGGGACCUUUGCGAGACGGACUCAAUUCUUUUUGGCGCCGCGCUGGCAUUCUGCCGUAUCAUAGGCGCCAAGGUUUCCACGGCUGGACGCGCUACUGGCCAUAGUAGCGCUAUCCCAGCAUGGAGAAGAAGAAUUGAGGAACGUAUCGCAAAGGCUAGAGCUCUCAUCGGCAGACUGAUAUGCUUCAGAUCAGGCAACAACAGGCCAAGAAUUAUGUCUGGGAACACCCUUGUCUGUAUAAACGUAUUAAUAAUGGUGGUUAUUGUUUUCAAAGUCCGUGGCAAUGUUAAGAGAACCAUAUCUUUAGUGAUACCAUCAACACCCAUAGCAUUAGUGGAAAUAUUUUUCAAAAUUUCUGAUACUAAAUUUUCAUCCACUAAUUUUAAAGUGAAAACCGACGAAUUGAAACGGUUAGAUUAA